UAUUUAUAGCCCCAGUCCAGGCCCUGGGAUGGCGUCUCACUCACCCCCAGAGCUAAGCCGACAUGUCCCGCCACAGCCAGGGGUGGGAAUAGCAGGCACCACCCCCAGCCAGCCGUGCGGCGCCCUGCGGUUCCCUGUGGCCCUCUGCCCGGCCUCCUGGGCUGCUCCCACUUCGUCCUUCGCCUCGGACAGGACCCCUCUCUGCUCCCAGCUCACUGCCUUCCACAGCCGAAGCAGGACUGAGCUCGAAAGCCUGGCUAGGACCCCCCACCUGUCCCCAGCAUUGCUGUGCUCUGAAUGCCCUCCCAAGGCUGCCAGGGACCUCGGCCCACCCCAGACCCCUGUGGACCACCAUCAUCAACGCCGACAUGAGAAAAAAAUGCUGCGUGGGCUGGAGGCUGGGGGUGGCAGGAGUGUGGUGGGCCCAGAGAGGGGCCCAGAGGCCUGCCAGGGUCACCCAGGGGUUGCAGGCUGGCCAGCAUGUCCGAGAAACCGCCAGAAGCCACUGGACAAUGGGACCUCCUCCAGCAAGCCUCCGGGCCGGGGAGCUGUGCUUCGUCCCUGGGUCACUGUGGGGGUCCGGAGAGCCGUGUCGGGGCCGGCCAUAAAGGUGAGGGGAGAGGAGGAAACCCGUGAGGCCACACUGACUUCCGCAUUCAGGGGAGCAGACCUGUGUGACCUCGGCCAGGGCUGGCCUCUCCGCUGGGAGGGGACCUCGCAGGACCGUCGCCAGGCUGAGAACGGGGAGACAGAGACGGAUGCACCCUGAGAGCCCCUCCUG
Molecule: messenger RNA, 781 nt
Organism: Mustela erminea (ermine)
Lineage: Eukaryota; Metazoa; Chordata; Mammalia; Carnivora; Mustelidae
Exons: 2
Coding region: 29-769 (246 amino acids)
Source: RefSeq, a predicted model, not a curated record